This is a messenger RNA of Egretta garzetta (little egret), 4020 nucleotides long. RefSeq names its product protein O-fucosyltransferase 2 (gene POFUT2). Lineage: Eukaryota; Metazoa; Chordata; Aves; Pelecaniformes; Ardeidae. The record is from RefSeq and is a predicted model, not a curated record. The transcript has 9 exons. Gene Ontology annotation, biological process: protein O-linked glycosylation via fucose. Bases 1 to 1338 code for a protein of 445 amino acids. Gene Ontology annotation, molecular function: peptide-O-fucosyltransferase activity.
AUGUCCUUGUCCCAGCUGUCCGGGGGCUUUCCUGCUCUGAGCAUGGCCUGUGGACCCCUGCCUGUCUGCCCUGUGGCGGGUGAUGUGCGCCCUUUUGCUCCGUCCUUCCUGAAUGUCUCCUUACGCCUUCAUAUUCAGCUCACAGGAAUUAGGAUAGAGUUCUAUCGCAUGAUUGUGGGAUACCUUUUGUAUGAUGUAAAUCCUCCUGAAGGAUUCAACCUUCGCAGAGAUGUCUAUAUUCGCAUUGCUUCCCUUCUAAAGACCUUGCUGAAAAGUGAAAACUGGGUGUUAGUCCUGCCUCCCUGGGGACGACUUUAUCACUGGCAGAGCCCUGACAUCCUUCAAGUCCGGAUCCCUUGGUCUGAGUUCUUCGAUCUCCCAAGCCUCAACAAGAACAUCCCUGUCAUUGAAUAUGAGCAGUUCCUUGCAGAGUCAGGUGGGCCCUUUAUUGGACAGAUUUAUGUCCUACAAGGCUAUGCAGAAGGAUGGAAAGAAGGAACAUGGGAAGAAAAAAUAGAUGAAAGACCAUGCAUUGAUCAGCUCAUGUACUCCAAAGACAAACAUGAGUACUACAGGGGAUGGUUCUGGGGUUAUGAGGAAACACGGGGCCUAAAUAUCUCUUGUUUGUCUGUACAAGGAUCUGCCUCUAUUGUGGCUCCCAUCCUUCUGAAGAACACUUCAGCACAGUCAGUGAUGUUAGACAGAGCUGAAAACCUUCUUCAUGACCACUACGGAGGGAAAGAUUAUUGGAAUACCCGUCGGAGCAUGGUAUUUGCUAAACACCUCCGUGUAGUGGGAGAUGAGUUUAGAAACAAGUAUCUUCAAUCCACGGAUGAGGCAGACAGGACUCAUUACAAGGAGGACUGGACACAGAUGAAGGUUAAGAUGGGGACGGCUCUAGGUGGUCCAUACCUUGGGGUACAUCUCAGAAGGAAAGACUUCAUUUGGGGUCACAGAGAAGAUGUGCCUUCCCUGCAAGGAGCAGUAAAGAAAAUCCGUAGCCUCUUGGAAAUGCAUAAACUUGAAAAAGUUUUUGUAGCCACUGAUGCUGUCGAGGAGGAGAUUGAAUUGCUCAAGAAACUGCUGCCUGAGAUGGUGAGGUUUGAACCCUCUUGGGAGGAGCUGGAACUCUACAAAGAUGGGGGCUUGGCCGUGAUUGACCAGUGGAUCUGUGCACAUGCAAGAUAUUUUAUAGGCACCUCAGUUUCAACAUUUUCCUUCCGGAUCCAUGAGGAAAGGGAGAUCUUGGGAUUUGAUCCAAAAACAACCUACAACCGAUUUUGUGGUGAAAAAGAGAAAAACUGUGAGCAGCCAACUCACUGGAAAAUUGUGUACUAAAAUACAGAGAAACCCAAGGACUUCCAUACUGGUGAGCCCAAAAGAAUAAUGAAAAAUACAGGGAAAUACCUUCCUUUGACCAAACUGCAACUCAGUCUUCUACCCUCUUCUUGGUGUUUACUUGACAUUUGGGUUUUGAAGUAUAAAUAAUAUUCAUCUUCUUAGUCAGGCAUUGAUGGGAGUGAGAAAAAUGAAGUCAGCCUGGGAUCCAGUUCUCAGCACAGCUAGGAUUUGAGGACAAUACCAGACACUGCAAUUCAGACUUGAAAGGCAAAACUUUGUCUUGAAACUGAGUAACAAAGUUAAGUCACACCUUUCUUUGGAGUUCUAAGGAAGAAGUGGAACAGUUUUAACUUUCAUACAUGUAACACAGUUGUGGUCUAUACUGCAUUUCUAUCUUUAUUUUUUGUUCUGUUCACUGUUCACCUCUCUGAUUGCAAAAAAUACACCUUGCUUUUGUAACCUGCACUAUGUGAGCUGCAGAUUCUGUGUAAACUCUGCCGUUCCUUGGGGAAAUCUUCACUUUUAAAAUAGUAAUCUGUCCACAUAAAAUUUUCUGAUGCAGUCAGUGCUUGAUAUAAGAAGAGGAGGUGGUGUUUCUACCUCAACACCAGCUGCUUUGAAUAGCAGUCCAGUGGAUCUAAAAGUGAAGCUCCCGUUUGUUCCAAUAUGGGAAGGCCCAGGCCAGGGAGAUAAGUUGUUAUACCCAGAGUGAGAUUAAGACACAAACCAGGUCAAAUGCCGCUAACUGCAGGCCUUUCAUGGUUACUUACCUGAACAAAGUACUUAAAAGAAAGUAGCACUAGGAAAGGGAGAGAAAACAGAGAAGAAGGAAACGUAGCAAGCAGUUGAGUUAGAGCUGCAAAAGAUAGUCACCACCAUGGAGCUAAUGGAGUCCCGUCAGCCGUCAGUCUUCAUGUAUUCCGGUGGUGAGGGUCCCAUUCGCUGCUUGGGUGCACCACCUUUUACAGGGCAUUUGGGGAAGGUUGUUUCCUAGACAACGGCACAUCCUGCCUACCUGCGCAUACUCUCAGUUUUGGUGCGCUUGGUCCCGUUAAGUGGACGCGGCCACUGCGUGAUCAGUCGCCAUGCAUGCUUCCACAGGCUGAGGCGGUUGCUUGUCUCUGGACAUACCCUCCCCCAAGGUGGCACGGCUGUUCUGUGACUCAUGUUGUCAUGACAGCUGGACUGAGCCAGACUGUCUGGAAGUCUUGCAGAUGAGCUCACUAGAGUUGUAAACAAGCUUUGAGACAGUCAGCUCAAGGUAAAGUCUCUUACGCAGUUUGAGAAGGGUUUUAUACAAGUACCAAUUCUAGCUCUUGCAGUCUCCCGCUCUGUAGGGUUGGCUGCUGGGAAGUAUUCUGCUUCAUUCUGUGCUUCGGGUGGGUCUUUUGCCCUGCAGGUCUUACAUGGCUCUGUUAAGCAGGAGAAACCUUUUUCAAAAGUGGACUAGGAGACGGGUUUCAAAAGGUGAGGCGGACAUUUUUCCUUGAAGUCAGUUUUACCAGAUUGCCUUGCUGCUAGCAGACCCUCCACUUGCUCUUUUCUCUUGGUUUGAGUUAGGAGUAUAUGUAACCCUCCUGCGCUGUGCGGUGGACGUUUCACAGAUGCUCCCAGGCAAUGAGGUUGUUUCCUCCUGUGCAACUGCAGCGGUAGCUGUGAAGACUUCUCAGAGAGUCGUAGCACGAGCUCUCCUGUUCUUACCAGCUGUUUAUUGUAUGGCCGUGCAGCAGCUGAGCCUCUCUGGCGACAAAGUGGGGAGCCCAGUGUUUCAGAGCAGUGCCUUUUCCCACCAAGUCAAACGUUCUCGUUGAGCCUGCACGCCAUGUAAAGCACUGGUGGUGUGUUAUGUGUAAUGUAUACCUCGUUAAGAAAAAUAAAAAGCUUUGUAGCAUUUUAUGUGACGUGCCCAUGCUUCUUACGGCUUUCUAACCGUGCAUUUUGCUGCCUCCUGGCUCCCUAGCAAUUGGAUUCUAGCGUAGGAGAAACUUGGAUAAAGCCUGCAUGCCCCGAGAAGGGUUUUUUUCAUCAUCUGUGCCAUGAGGUGCUGCAUUAGCAAGUGUAGCUGGCAUUACCCUUCUGGGCACUGGGAGCCUGCAUCUGGUAAAUCUCGGUGCCCCCCGCUGCAAGAGGGAUGUAGGAGAGAGUCCAGCGGAAGGCUGCGAAACCCAUCGGCAGCUGGAGUCCACGGUGCAGGAGGGGAGGAGGAGAGAGCUGGGCUUUUUCAGCCUGGAGAAGCUGAAAGAGGGAUCUAACUGUUGGCCUUCACUACACAAAAGGGGGUCACAGGGAAGGCCGAGCUGGGCCUUCCUCAGCGCUGCACAGCAAAAGCACCGGGAAGCUACAGGCACAACCUGCCACAAGGGAACUUCUGCUUGGGCCUCAGGUACAGCCUCUCGCCCCCAGGAGCUGUGCAGCCCUGGGACAGGGCCCAGAGAGGAGCGGUGGGUCUUUCAGCUGUGCUUGUUUCAGCCUCGCUGAGGGAGUCAAGGGCAACAGAGGACAAGCUCACAUGCAAGUAGGGUGCAGAGAAAUGACACCCACCUUUCUGGCUCAAAUAGAGGAUGGGGAUUAGAGAGAUGAGAGCUCACUCAAGGAUAUAUCCAGAAGAAAUCACUCACCAAAACAAGGUUGAGGGCCCUCAGUCCCGGGAAGUUUCCUCAGGUGGCAUCCCAACCCAAG